Lagenorhynchus albirostris (white-beaked dolphin) is the source of this 1380-nucleotide messenger RNA. RefSeq names its product KIAA0040 ortholog. The transcript has 3 exons. Bases 612 to 920 code for a protein of 102 amino acids. Lineage: Eukaryota; Metazoa; Chordata; Mammalia; Artiodactyla; Delphinidae. The record is from RefSeq and is a predicted model, not a curated record.
GGGCCGUGUGCGCCCAAGUCCAAGGGCAGCCGUCCUCCGCGGGCCCCAGGGUGGCGAGUUUGGGCCGAGCCCAGGGAGCGGGAGAAGGAGCGAGUCUGAUUCAGGAAGUCGAGCCUCUGACAUCAGGGGCAGGACGGAGUUGGAGUGAAACCUCAAAAAUGCGAGGCGUCGGCCAGCGGGAGGGCAGGGAACACAGAGGGCGCCUUUCUCAAAGCCGGAGGCAGGUACGCGCAGCGCAGGGCGGCCCCCGCUGACCCUCCACCUGGGCCUGGCCCGCGCGGGACCCGCAGGGGCUUCCAGUGAGACACCAGGACCUCGUCCCUGCGCCCGAUCGCUGGUGCACGGGCAGCACCCGGCGGACCCCCGAGCGACCACGCCUGCAGGAAGCCCUCCAGUGGACUCAAGGAUUUCCCCCAUUUUGGAGAUGAAGAAGCUGAGGCCCAAAGCAACUGAAUGACCUUCCCAAGGACGCAUACUGAGUGCUAUCCGUGGCAUGCCCAAACCCAAAGCUGGUAGAGGAAUAAGUUACAAGUGGGCAAUUCUGCAACCUGUCACGCCCAGGCCUUGCUGGUGAGCUGAGAGGCUCCUCUGGUCCCAUCUAGCCAAGCACCAUGGAGAAAAUCAGCGCCUUCUUUAGCGCCAUCUGGGACACCAUCUCGGCCAAACACCAAGAGGGCCUCUUCAACAGCAUCUGUCUAGGCAUCCUCCUGGGGCUGCCCCUACUGGUGAUGAUCACCCUCCUCUUCAUCUGUUGCCAUUGUUGCUGGAGCCGGGCAGGCAAAAGUGGCCAACAGCCAGAGCGAAACAAGGGGAAGAAGAAGAAGAAGAAGAAGAAGAAGAAGAAGGCUGAAGAAGACCUCUGGAUCUCCGCUCAGCCCAAGCUUCUCCAGAUGGACAAGAGGCCAUCACUGCCCGUCUAGUUAGACAGGAGGCAGAAGUGUCCUCCCCUGGGGGCUCAGCUGCCUUCCAACCACACACAGGGUAGGGAGGAGAAAUCCCUGAAGUGAUGCACUCACAUCCACAGAGGAGCUACUCAACCAAGGAGCAAACCUCAGACUGAGUAUCCCCAUGGAGGACAUUCCCGGGGAACACGUGGACAAGUCUUAGGUGCUGUCUCAGCAUCUGUGUGUCCAAUAGCAAUGCUCUUUACUACAGACUCAGGCAUGCCUUCCACCCACCUCUGGCACAUUCCAUAUGCAAAAGCACAAGGAACGUUUAUCCAUACAUCUUGACAUAUCUCCCAAAUGCACACAUGCACACCACACACACACACACACACACACAUUCAGGCAACAGGUACCUGGACAAGUAUAUACUGUUCAUCAAAUGGUCACUGAAUGUCUACUUUGUACAAGGCACUAAACAAGGCAGUACAUUAUC